Messenger RNA from Xylaria bambusicola, 2319 nucleotides. RefSeq lists its product as uncharacterized. Gene Ontology annotation, molecular function: GTP binding. Lineage: Eukaryota; Fungi; Ascomycota; Sordariomycetes; Xylariales; Xylariaceae. Bases 292 to 2244 code for a protein of 650 amino acids. The transcript is spliced from 4 exons. The record is from RefSeq and is a predicted model, not a curated record.
AAUCUCUAACACAGCCUCAGGAGCCGGGCUUCUAGAAACCUAUGGCAUGUUUUCACCUAGAGGCAGUAUUAGGACUUCAACUUGACAAUCUAUCUACGCACAUAUGCCUUCAGGCUAAGACUUAUUCCUGGCUUCGCUCUUCUCUGGUUGCUAAAGGAAGAUGUCAUCGGAACUGUCAACAGCGUUUUCUAAUGGGGAUAUUCCUGGGUGAGUGAACUAUCUGAUCGGGCCACCCCCACUCGUUGCGUCAAUUCUUACAGCCGUAGUGCAAAUGACAUAGUGAUUGCUGUGAUGGGCAUGACGGGCUCGGGGAAAAGUUCCCUGGUCGCUCUUUGCACUGAUGAACAGGUGGGAAUUGGUCACGAUCUGCAUGCUUGCACACAAGACGUACGAACCUAUUCCUUUCGUCACCCAAAACUAAGGUCCGGUCGGAUUCACCUCGUUGAUACCCCAGGCUUCGACGAUACAAACAGAAGUGAUACUGAGAUCCUCCGAAUUCUAGCUGCAUGGCUAACGAGAACUUACUCCAACGGUGUCCAACUGUCCGGGAUUCUAUACUUGCACAGAAUUAACCAACCACGAAUGCAAGGCUCCGCAUUGAAGAAUAUCUCGCUAUUUAGAUCUCUUUGCGGCAAUGAUGCUUUGAAGAAAGUUGUCCUGGUCACGACAAUGUGGGACAUAACAGAAAAAGAUAUUGCGGAAAGUCGAGAGAAGCAGCUCAAAGAUACGACGAAAUAUUGGGGUGGGAUGGUCGCUAAAGGAAGCCAAGUCAUCCGUCACGAUAAUACACAAAAUUCAGCGCUCGCACUGUUCAACGCCUUCAUGAAAGAGGAUGAAAAAAUCACUUUGCAGAUUCAGAGUGAGAUGGUGGAUGGCCAUCAGCCGCUACAAGGAACGGAUGCAGGCAAUGAUAUAAAAGAGAUGCUAGCCGAACAGCAUGAGAAGUUCAAGAGAGAACGUCAAGAUCUCGAGAUUGAGUUCAGAGAAGCUCUCAGGAAAAAGGACGAAGAACUCGCCGACGCAUUGGAAGAGCUAAAGUGCGAGAAUCAGAAAGCUUUACAACAGGUACUUGACAGCCAACAACGGCUACAAGUAACAGUACAACAACUACAGGAAUCAGAAGCUUCAAAGUUAAAAGGGCGAUCGAAGAAUACACAGCACCCCUAUUUUCCGGAUGAUCGGCUUCUUUCGUCUAUCAGUAGUGCAGCCGCGCCGUCUCCGACACAACCGCUUAAAGCCUGGGUGAAAAUACUGUACAGCAAAGACAUUCAAACACAAUCUGAUGAUUCUUUGCACUUAUAUUAUUUUGAUAUAUCCCCAGAUGAAACAUGUAUGGGAAUCAUGUGUACAGAUGAUGAUAUUUCUAUGAAAUUUGGAGCGCUUAUCUCGAUAGCAACAGGUAUAGAAAUUCUGCGGUAUUCUUUCAAGGGGGGACACCGCGGGCUGAGACCACUAUAUUCUUUGGAGGGGGGUCACCGCAGUCUGGGACCAAUAACCUUCUCAUCUGACGGGCAGACGAUGGCUAUGCGAACCAAUAGAGGGUUUCACAAAUGGCACAGACUCUCCUCGUACCUAGAAGAAUGGCGAGAAGCUACUGAGUUUUUGGGCUACAAUGAAGAGGCGCGUGUCUCUUUCUCUACUAACCUCGAGCUAAUUGCUCAGCAGAGGCGUGAUUCAAUCCGCCUGGUCUUGGGAUCUUCAAUGUCUGUUCUGAUGGAGAGAGUUGUGCACUUUGACUUUGAGACCCAUCAUGGACCCAUUUUUGGGAAGAAAGAUGAAACACUGAUAUCCUGGUCUCAUGAACGUCUUCUGUUUUGGGACAUACAAAGAAGUGGACAAAGUUGGAAAGUAGUAGAUUAUCCUGACCACUACUUGCCGGGGUUAUGGUGUUGCACCGCAUCAGGCAACUCUCUAUGGCUGGCGGCUACAAAUAUACCAGAGGAGGGCAAGGUGGAAACAUCAAUCUUUCGACUGUCGGGCCAGUGUCCAGAAUUCGUCACUAAAAUCGACACUAGCUUGAGAGGUGGUUCUGCAAAUAACCUCUCCAUGUCAUUUGACGGGGCCUACAUCUUAUUUACAAACUCACGGGAGGCUACUAUCUUUAAUGUCAUGACCGGCAAGCCAGUGUGGAGUGUAGAGAUCGGUCAGGACACAGAGAUGAAAUUUUUUCCGUCGAGCAAUCGCCUCCUGAGCUACUCGGCUGAAGGGGAGUCGUAUAGCGUUAGCGAACUGGUCUUUGAAUAAGCAGGGUCAAAUCCAUAAUCGUUAUGUAUUAAUGUAUAAGAUCCAGGUGACAAUUUUCCUAAUACCCGGCCGACU